Aspergillus ochraceoroseus IBT 24754 is the source of this 721-nucleotide messenger RNA. RefSeq names its product putative small nuclear ribonucleoprotein SmG. The record is from RefSeq and is a predicted model, not a curated record. The transcript is spliced from 5 exons. Gene Ontology annotation, cellular component: catalytic step 2 spliceosome; spliceosomal tri-snRNP complex; SMN-Sm protein complex. The coding region runs from base 1 to 237 and encodes 78 amino acids. Gene Ontology annotation, molecular function: RNA binding. Gene Ontology annotation, biological process: mRNA splicing, via spliceosome; spliceosomal snRNP assembly. Lineage: Eukaryota; Fungi; Ascomycota; Eurotiomycetes; Eurotiales; Aspergillaceae.
AUGCCUCAAGCUCAACCCGAAUUGAAAAAGUAUAUGGAGAAGCGGGUAUUCUGCCAACUGAACGGCAACCGCAAAGUCAUUGGCAUCCUACGAGGCUAUGAUGUGUUCAUGAACAUCGUUCUGGACGAGGCUUUCGAGGAGAAGCAAGGUGGAGAGAAGGUCGCUAUCGGCAUGGUCGUCAUUCGUGGUAACUCGGUUGUUAUGCUUGAGGCUCUGGAACGAAUUAGCGAAAAAUAGAAAAAAAAAAAAAAUGGAAAUGUGGAGGAACAGGACGUCGUUUUAUACCUUUACUGCGUGCGGGUUUAAUUUAAAUCAAUAAGGAGUUCACGGGUUGGCUGCUCGCAUGGAACAAACCCAAGGCAUUUUCGAUUUAGUCACAGUUUGGCUUAUGAGAGGAGGGGCAAAGAAAAUUUCAGUUCAUUUACCAAUCUGGAAUUUACAUUUACGGUAUCUGGGAAAUUAGUCAUGGGCCUUGGAGAGCAGUCAGUCUACAGUUGAGAAAGCAUCAAGGUGGAUACAGAGAGGCAUUAAACGCCAAACCACGCGAACGAAACCGAACCAACACCCUCGCAACAUUGCAAUUCUCAGAGAAGGAUAUGAAGCUAGUGAAGAUGUAAAAAUCAAGAUCCAUUCCAACCCCACGCCAUGAAUCUCAUAUCUCAUUUGAUCCAAGCACCGACACCCGCCCAAAAAAGGGUUCAAAGUAGAAAAGAAGAAGAAG